AUUUUUAAAAUGUAGUCUACAUAGUUCCUCGUCUCAUUUUGUCACAGAUACCUUUGUUCCUGUAAGGACGGGGUUGAGGAUCUCUGUUCUUUAAGCCUGCUACAUUCUUUUGAAGUCGCACAUUACUUUUCAAAUCAUAACGCAUGUUUUAUAAUUACAGUGAAAAUACCGAAUAUGCAUUGGUCCUCGGAAAGGUGAGGAUUCAUGCUGAAAGAGAGUCAUACAGACUUCAUACUGCAUAAAACACAGAGGACGCAGAACCGGCUCGCACGACACGCACGUGCCGUCUCGCAGCCAACACCGCCUGCUUUCUGGGCGGAGCGUCGCGUGGCGGUCCUUAACAGUCUGGCGAAACGCAGAUAAAUAAUUUUAAUUAUUUGGUGUUUUAAACGGAUUCUUUUGUGAACUCGCACGUUCACUACAAGUGAUUCUUGCAGUACUUGACGUGUGAUACGUUUUGAUAACCUUGUUUUCAGUCUAACCUGUAUAGAGGUACUAUUUCGAUUCGCGGACGCACACUUUCUAAGUGCCAGGGAAACACUUCCGAUUAUUGAUAUUCGUCCGCGUUUAGCACAGCGGUUCAAAAAAGGAGGGGAUCGGCGCCAUCUUGAAGAGAGAAAGUCGUAGAGCGGGAAGGGGUGGUAAUUCUUAGCUAGUGCUCCAUAGUGUCGGUCUGGUUGUGGUUAGUUGUUUUGUAGCCAUUAUCUCUUACAGGAGAUUGAGCUACUGAUUGAAUUUGGUAAUUCUUAAUUGGUCCGGUUAAUUGAAGUAGAAGAGCUAUGUCUGGCGGUGGUGUGAUUCGCGGCCCAGCUGGAAACAACGAUUGCAGAAUAUGUGGCAAUCUUCCUCCCGAUAUUCGUACCAAAGACGUCGAAGAUGUGUUCUACAAGUACGGGGCGAUUCGCGACAUCGACCUGAAGAACCGGAGGGGAGGACCGCCGUUUGCCUUUGUGGAGUUUGAAGAUCCCAGAGAUGCUGAGGAUGCUGUGUACGGGCGAGAUGGCUAUGACUAUGAUGGGUACCGCCUGAGGGUCGAGUUCCCCAGGAGCGGUAGGGGUGGAGGGCGGGGGGGUUGGGGAGGUGUUGGUGCCCCCAGGGGCAGAUACGGACCCCCAUCCAGGCGCUCCGAAUACAGAGUCAUCGUCUCAGGCCUCCCGCCAAGCGGUAGCUGGCAGGACCUUAAGGAUCACAUGCGCGAAGCAGGUGAUGUAUGUUACGCAGACGUUUUCCGAGAUGGAACUGGGGUUGUGGAGUUUGUUCGCAAGGAAGACAUGACCUACGCAGUCCGAAAGCUGGAUAACACUAAGUUCCGGUCCCAUGAGGGGGAGACGGCGUACAUCCGCGUGAAAGUGGACGGCCCUCGGAGCCCGAGCUACGGGCGAUCACGCUCCCGCAGCCGGAGCAGGAGCCGCAGCCGGAGCAACAGCCGCAGCCGGAGCUACUCGCCACGCCGCAGCCGCGGCUCGCCGCGCUACUCCCCGCGCCAUAGCCGUUCCCCGCUCCGCGCACCUGAGCGCCCGGAAAGCCGUCGCUUGACCAGCUGUGCUUCAUCACCCUCCCAGUUUCUGUUCAUUUUGGUUUGCGACCUCCUCCAUUUUUAUGUGAAGUCUUUCCCCCCAUUAAGAACUUUAUUUGGUAUGUGUGUAUAACAACCCCCUGCUCUUGAAUUUUUGAGUCCCCCCCCCCCCCUCCACUGUUUGUCCUGCAUACACUGCAUUUUAACCCGGCUGUUUACUCCCAUCCCCCCCCCCCCCCCCCCCCCCAAUGACCUACUAAAGGUGGAGUUAUGUUCUGUAGUGAAUGUUCAUAAGCUUUCUUAUGUGUUUGGUGGUUUUUCGGGUGGGCUGGGUGUUUGUUGGUGUAGUGGGGAUCGUGUUGCAAAACUGUUCAAUUUUACUCUUUCGUGUCUUUCUAUAGACAUCUGACGGGCAGGAUUAAACAGUGCUUGGGGAUAAAGGAUUGUGAAGCACAGUUCAUUCAUAUUAGGAUUAUCAGAGCGUUUUUGGGAGGAGCUGAAGUCAGAUCAUUGGAGGCAAUGGUAUGACAGCAAGUGCUUCGGUUACCUCUUAAACUUGGCAGUAUUGAUCAUUAUUAGCAUCCUACCAAUAGCGUAACUUCCUCAGGGCCACUGGCCUUCAGUGGAAUACGUUACUUGUGCUUCUGCUUUCCCAGAUGGCCCCGCCCCGAAUUCCCUACCUAUCAGUACUGCUAAGCAUGCAUGAAUGUAAUGAUGCUUGUGCACCAUCCAUGGAAACAAUCUUUUAAAGUACUUAAUCAUUUAGUACUUUGUGCCCCCACAGUAUGUAUACUGUGCAGGAUUUCUGUUUAAAUGUCAUCUAGCUUAAUGAUGGAAACGGCAAUUCAUUGUAGUUUUAGACUGGCUUUGUGGACACAUCAUAGCAUAUUUCAGCCUGGCCCAAUGUACAGACAUUGUUUUGGGGGGAAUAUUGACCCAAUUUUCUUUCUGUUUUAGAUUACCUGGGUUUUUCACUGAGUUGAUUUGGGAGGUGAUCAUUGACUGGUAUCCUAAACAUAACAUUUUGAACUUGUACUUCCAUCUACAAAUGACACCAGCCAGAUGAUCUCCUCCCAGAUGAAUAGUAUUAGAAAAGAGGAGAGCUUUUUUUUUCUUUCUUUCAUUUAGCUCUAAUUCUAACUUCUUGCCUCCUUCUUUUUGAUUUUGCCGGAAUCCAAAGGUUUGGAUUGGAGGAGGGGCUCUGCGGAUCCCGGUCCUGGGAGCUGGAUCGUUGGAUCAGUACAUAAUCAGGAUAGGAUAGGCUAAGGAUGGAUCGGAGGAAGAGGGAUCAGAUUACCCGGACCCGUAGGAGUGGAUCCCUCGACCCCCACCCCUCCCCACCAUAUCACGGUUAACGGGAUUAACAUCCAAACAUCACCUCGAAAUUGGCAAUUCAGUCAAAUUUUUGUGGAGCCCCCAGGGAUGAGCGCGCACCUUGGGAACCGGCCUUUUUUAUUUUAACUUGGUGUAAGAGGAGCAAAACGAGGACCAGGAGGCUGGAUCAAUCUGCUUGGAUGGAUUCCGCAUUUGGAGCCUGGUAAAUAGGAGUUUAGUUUGGGGGGGGGGUUGUGUGUGUUUUUGUCCCUUUUGGUAGUUUGUUCAGGUUAAGAAAUUUCUCCUUGGUGAUUUGCCAUCAGGAAAGGAGUUGGUUGUUUUGUCUUUUUUUCCCUCCCUAGUUUAUAGUGUCACCCCCACACCUUUAAUAAAGACUUAAUACCCUA
Molecule: messenger RNA, 3237 nt
Organism: Brienomyrus brachyistius
Lineage: Eukaryota; Metazoa; Chordata; Actinopteri; Osteoglossiformes; Mormyridae
Product: serine/arginine-rich splicing factor 1B-like
Cellular component (GO): nucleus; cytoplasm; ribonucleoprotein complex
Molecular function (GO): mRNA binding
Source: RefSeq, a predicted model, not a curated record